UCCUAGUCAUGGCGAAAACUCUUUUUUAGUUUGUUCCUUGAAAUAUAUAUUAUAUAUAUUUGUACUCAUUAAUUGUAUAAUCCCAAUAUUAACACAGAUUUUUCUUUUUUCACUUCCUUUUGAUGAGUAUUCCCCCAAAUAGUUUAGUGAUAUUCUUCCGGUGUAUGGGCGAUUGUUUGGUGCUAUUUGUGGAUUUCUUUUCUCGCAAGUCUGGAAUCUACGGGUUUAGAUAUUGUGUUUACUGGGGGUUGUAUGAAAUAGAAUUUAAAAUAUUGUUGGGCUACUGAAGUCCCCUCUUUUACUUCUGCUGCUACUUUUUCUUCAAAAAUAAACAAAAAAAAAAGAAAAAGAAAAGGAAAGAAAGAAAGAAAGAAAUUGGAUACGAGUAAUUGGAUAGUUAGUUGGAGCAUACAAUGAAGAUUGAUUAUCCAGAACGAUGUCACCACAAAGAGUUUGAAGAAUAUUUUAAUGUUGGUCUGCAAACUUUUAUGGACAAUGCUGCGAAAAAGGAAGAGCAAAUUUUCGAAGAAGAGAAGAUAGUAUUGGCCAAAACAUUCGAGGAAAACGCAGUGAGUUUGGCUGUUUAUGGAGAUAAUGGAUUGAGAAAAGAAGGUGGUGUUGCUUCACCAAGUGCUUCCUGGGGAAUUGAGGACUCACAUACUGAAACUAAUAACACAAAUCAUAACCUUUAUGCUAAAAGGCAGCGACUUUGUGAUGGUGCUGUGGUACAGAACGGUGAUACUUUACACGAUCGGAGUGUGACAGUGUUGUCAUUACAAGAUUCUAUGGCCAACAUGGUUGAAACCAAGAAUCUUGGGUUGAUUCCGGGUCAAGAUGGAACUCAAUCCUUACUUACAAAGGAGCAACUUGACGAGAGAAAAGAAAGAAGAAAGCUCUCGAAUAGAGAAUCAGCUAAAAGAUCAAGAUUGCGCAAACAGCAAGAAAAUAAGAUGCUGCAAGAACGUGCCAUGAAGCUGCAACACGAGGUAUCCGAGCUCAGGGAUGGCGUAGUUUUGAUUGCUGAGAAGUGUCACCAACUAACCGAAGAAAACAUAUCCUUACUGGAUGAUUUAGAGAAGGCGUCUUGUCCAAAUGAUGCAAUUUCUGAAUUAAAAGCAAGGUUCCAUGCCUUAGUAAAUCACAGAAAAAGAAGUUCAAGCAGUGAUUCUGACUCAACGGAUGAUGAUCAGAUUAGGGAAUCAACAAGUCACUCUGACUGAAAUGUUCAAGUCCAAUAGAGGAUCCAUGAUAACACCACUUUCAAAUAGCUUUAACUUAUUCAUUUGUAAUCUUUUUGGGUUAUAUUCUUUUAGCAAGAUUCCUCUUUUGCAUACUCUCGAUUUUUUAGAAAUGAUAUUACAAUAAUGAGCUUUAGCAUCAUUUGAUACC
Humulus lupulus (European hop) is the source of this 1389-nucleotide messenger RNA. RefSeq names its product G-box-binding factor 1-like. Gene Ontology annotation, biological process: regulation of DNA-templated transcription. Gene Ontology annotation, molecular function: DNA-binding transcription factor activity; sequence-specific DNA binding. Lineage: Eukaryota; Viridiplantae; Streptophyta; Magnoliopsida; Rosales; Cannabaceae. Bases 414 to 1220 code for a protein of 268 amino acids. The record is from RefSeq and is a predicted model, not a curated record. Gene Ontology annotation, cellular component: nucleus. The transcript has 9 exons.